CCGGGAUUUGUAGGCGGAAGUUUCUGACUGGCGAGGGCGGCCUGUUGCUGGAGGCUAGAGCUUCGAGCUCCGCCCUUCGGUUGGGCUUGGGACGCGGAGGGCGCGCUGACCCGCUCGGGAGCCGGUUCAGUUCAGCCCGGGGAGUUUCGGAGGCCUCCGAGAGCAACGGCCGCGACCCCUUCGGCAUUUUGAGGAAGGAAAGAGGCGGCGGAGGAGUGAAGCUUUAUAACCAACAUUGCCCGUCUUGCCUGUUCGAGCAGCCUUUAUCCAUCAGAAAGAAAUAUAACAGGAUCCAGCACCCCCUGGUCCAACUGCUGGCCCUGCAGCCCUCCAUCCACACACCCACCACGGCGGAGUCGGUCAAGCCCACCCUCUGCAGAGUUGUCAUCUACUUGCAGAAGGAGAUGUCCGGGGACACUUGCCUGACCGCCCUCUGCCCUGCGUCGGGGUCCAAGCCCAAGGGUGCCGGCCUUGGCAGCUUCCGAGCAGGCGCCUUGGGCAACAAGUAUGUGCGACUCAAUGUGGGAGGCUGCCUCUACUACACCACGGUGCAAGUCCUGACGCGGCAUGACACCAUGCUGAAGGCCAUGUUCAGCGGCAGGAUGGAGGUCCUCUCGGACAAGGACGGAUGGAUUCUCAUCGACCGCUGCGGGAAACACUUUGGCUCUAUCUUGAACUAUCUCCGAGACAACACAGUUGCCCUACCGAAGAACCGGCAGGAGAUCAAAGAGCUGAUGGCGGAAGCCAAGUACUACCUCAUCCAGGGGCUGGUUGACCUCUGUCAGGCGGCCCUGCAGGACAAGAAGGAGUCGUACAAGCCCGUCUGCAACAUCCCCGUCAUCACAUCCCCCAAAGAAGAAGAGAGGCUUAUAGAAUCGGCCAUGAAGCCGGUUGUGAAGCUGCUUUAUAACAGGAGUAACAACAAAUACUCAUACACAAGCAACUCCGAUGACAACUUAUUGAAGAACAUUGAGCUGUUUGAUAAGCUCUCCCUCCGCUUCAACGGGAGGGUCCUCUUCAUCAAGGACGUGAUUGGGGACGAGAUCUGCUGCUGGUCCUUCUAUGGCCAGGGCCGCAAGCUGGCCGAAGUCUGCUGCACCUCCAUCGUUUAUGCUACGGAAAAGAAGCAGACCAAGGUGGAAUUCCCCGAGGCCCGCAUCUAUGAGGAAACGCUCAACGUGUUGCUUUAUGAGACCCCUCGGGUCCCCGAUAACUCCCUUUUGGAAGCCACAAGCCGGGCCCGGAGCCAGGCAUCCCGGAGUGAGGACGAGGAUGGCAGCUUUGAGCUGCGGGACCGGGUGCGGCGCAUCCACGUCAAGCGAUACAGCACUUACGACGACCGCCAGAUGGGCCACUAAGUGACUUAUAGGGCCCUUGUUUCUAUGUUUAUUAUUUCCCCAGGCUUUCAAGCCUCGACCUCUUGUUUCUGCUGCCCAUCGAGUGAGUGGGGCCUGUGCCAUUCCUGCGUUGGCUGGAGGUUGACUUAGAUUUUGUUUCCAAAGGCCUGUCGCACACAAUGCCAACCGUUUGUAAUCUCUUUAUUCAUUUGAGGCCCUUUUUAUUUUGUUUAAAGGGAGCUUAUGCCUCCUUCUUCUAUUUAGAGAAAGCGAACAUGAUUUUUCGUUCAGGCAUUUGCAGAAGGAACUUUCUCAGGCUCUGUUUGGAGAAUUAUGGUAUCUCCUUGGUUUUCCUUUUUUUUCAAGGAGGACGAAUGUAUAUCAAACACUACAGUUUGACAGCUGCGUGUCUUCUUUCAGUACCCAAACACUCCUUCUUUUCCUCAAAUGGACAGGAAACUGACUAACGCUGGGAGAAGUUGAAAAGACAUUGGUGUCUUGAUGCCUGAAAACUGGAAUGCAAACCGAGGAUUGGCUCUGAGAUUCUGAGAUUCGUCCCUGGAGGCAAAUUGGAGUUGAAAUACCCUGGAUCCUUCCACCCAAUUAGUUGUGGAGUUGACGGUUUGAUUGCGGACAAAACGUUUUGCUCUUUUCACUACAUUUGCUGGAUCCUCUGAGGGCUGUGAACAGGUUGAGCCUGGAAUAUACUGGAAUCACCCAGAAUCCUAUACAGUAGGGUCUCCCUUAUCCGACCUUUGUUUAUCCGUCAUUCUGUCUUAUCUGAUGCUCUUAUCCGAUAUUCUUCUUUUCCUCAAGCAUUUCCCCUUCAAUUAAAGGAUCGCUCCCCAACUCUCUCUCCAUUCCCAAUGAGUGAAAAAGGCUAGACAAGGAGGAGAAGAGGGAGGAAACGGGGAAAAGAGGCAGGACCGGAAGCAGAAGUAUCCUCCCUCCUUCCCUCUGAGAUUUCCACACUCCUCUUCCGCAUCGGGCACUUCCUGUUGGGUCUGUCUAACCCCGAGGUGUUACCUUGCCUUAACCCUUUGAGUUCCUGUUGUCACGCCAGCGUUGUUGUCUCCCUUGGCCUGCGAGGAGGAGGAGGAGAGGAAGACAACAUGCGUGCAAACGCGCACUUGUGAGGGAAGGAGGGAGGGAGAGCGAGCUGCCUCUCGGUGUUGUCUGAGGCAGGGGCACCUCAAGAGCUCCUCAAGAGCAACCCCCCCCCCGAGAUGUGCGCUCUAUGCAGAUGCGUAAUUAGCGUACUUCCUUGAGCCGCCUCUGGUUGUUAGUACUCUAGAUGUCUAGCGCCACGUCGAACGGGUAACAGUAGGAGACUCCGUAUUAUCUGACAUUUUCAUUUCGCUAGCCCAUUUUUGCCGGAUAAAUGAGACUCUACUAUAUUUCUGAUCAUAUUUUCUAUUACCCUGUGCUUGGAACGUGGUGAAUCUCAUCCCUUCGGACCGGGUCUCUGUCGUGACGUUUGCCCCACGCAUUUCUCUAUAGUGAGAGCAGAGGAACACUUGAACGGCUCUCAGCUGGAAAGGAGGUUGGGAGGUUUAUGUGGGUCACGUUGGACGUGUUUGAGGUUCCUGGGUUGGUUGUGGAGCUCAGUGUCCAUCUCUGGCUUCUCACCACAUUAAAGACAGUUUUGGUGGGAUUCCCUAUCAUCUUCUGUCUGGGGAAUUUCAGGACGUUGUUGCAUUUUUUUAGGUUUUUCAAAGUGUUUACUUUCUGUGGCCCCCAAAUAUGGCAACUUUAUAUCACAAGACAUCUUUAUUUAUGGGCUUCGCUGAGAGUAAGGAACCUUUGGAAAAAUUGUAAUCGUUGUUGGAAAAUGGACCUGGAAUGGAAUGGGUGCCACUUGUUGAUGAUCUUUUAGGAAAGGCGGCUUAAAAAUGGAAAUUUUAAUUUUUUUUUCUCCCGGUACAAGGUUGAUUUUGUACACCCGGUGAUAUAGAAGUGCCAAAAAGUGGAGCGAUCUGAGUUCCACCAUAAAUGGUCCCUUCGUGGACCUCCAUAGAUGGUCUGUCUGGUCUGUAGCCUUGUCGAUCGUAGACCAUGGCCUACCAGGGGCAACCACUGCUCCCCAACAUGUUGCCCUUUACAUGUGUAGGAUGAUGGACUUGUAGUCCUACCUAAAGGGAACCAGGAGAGAGAAGACUGACCCCCAAAUGGCUGGAUGAGAGGAAAGGCGGCUGUUUGGUGUCCAUUCCAGAUGGACACCAAACAGUCAACGGAGGACCAUAAGAAGACCAUCUAUGGUGGAGCUCAGCUAUCUCCUUCUAAUACCAAUUUGAUCCUUUACUUUUUGUAUUUACAUGAUUGAGAAGAAACCUAUGGCAUUCCACAGACUGAGAGGAAUGUCCUGCCUUUACAGCCAGCCUCUUCUUCCAUCUCCAUGCACUGAGUUCUGUACUUUCAAUCAGGCCGGAUGUGACUUCUGGAUGUACCUGGUGUUAAAUGAAUAAAAUAACACUCUGUAACAAGCA
Molecule: messenger RNA, 3823 nt
Organism: Anolis sagrei ordinatus
Lineage: Eukaryota; Metazoa; Chordata; Lepidosauria; Squamata; Anolidae
Gene: TNFAIP1
Product: TNF alpha induced protein 1
Biological process (GO): protein ubiquitination; proteasome-mediated ubiquitin-dependent protein catabolic process; protein homooligomerization
Cellular component (GO): Cul3-RING ubiquitin ligase complex
Molecular function (GO): protein binding; ubiquitin-protein transferase activity
Source: RefSeq, a predicted model, not a curated record